AAGUCCUUUUAAGAUACUGUCCAUUGUUUGCUGCAACUGUCAAACAUGUUGCAGAUGAUAUCUUAACCGUUCAUCUGCUGUUCAUUUUAUUACAUGUUUUAUGACAGUUCUGAGUUUAUUUAUGUCUUUUGUUUCUCCUAGCUUUUACCCCAUUUCUUUACUUUGGUUUUACCAGUUUCACAUUUAGAAAUCACAGCUUUAUAGUUUAGCUCUUCCUCCUCAACCUAACUCUCUCUCUUUUUCUCUUAUUUUCUUACACCUUUGCCCCACUUCCUUUCUACUUGUUUCUAGUAGUUGCCAUAUUCCAGAUCCCUUGCUCUUGUCUUCUUUCUCCGUGUUAGAGUCUUGUUUGUUUGAUCAGAAAUCAGAAUCUUUUGAGGGUGUCUUCUGUAUGGCUUUGCUAAUUCUUCUUCUUCUUUUGGCAGUUUCUCAAGCAACAGCUGAUGAAGAUCCAUAUAUUGGAGUGAAUAUAGGAACAGACCUAUCAGACAUGCCACACCCAACUCAAGUAGUUGCUCUCCUAAAAGCUCAGCAAAUCCGACAUGUUAGGCUAUACGAUGCUGACCGAGGCAUGCUAGUUGCUCUUGCAAACACAGGCAUUCGAGUUAUGGUCUCAAUCCCCAAUGAGCAACUUCUUGGCAUUGGACAAUCAAAUGCCACUGCAGCUAAUUGGGUCUCACGGAACGUUGUAGCACAUUAUCCUGCAACCAACAUCACAGCGAUUUGUGUAGGUUCUGAAGUUUUAACUACUCUUCCUAAUGCAGCACCAGUCCUUGUGAAUGCCAUGAAGUUCAUUUACUCGGCCCUCGUAGCAUCCAAUUUAGACAACCAAAUCAAAGUUUCAUCACCUCUUUCUUCCUCCAUAAUCCUUGAUUCUUUCCCACCUUCCCAAGCCUUCUUCAAUCGCUCAUGGAAUCCAGUUUUGGUCCCUAUGCUCAAUUUCUUGCAGUCUUCAGGCUCAUUUGUCAUGCUUAAUAUAUACCCUUACUAUGACUAUAUGCAAUCAAAUGGUGUGAUUCCACUAGACUAUGCACUUUUCAAGCCUCUAUCUCCAACCAAGGAAGCUGUCGACUCUAACACACUUGUCCACUACUCGAAUGUCUUUGAUGCUGUGGUUGAUGCUGCAUACUUUGCCAUGGCUUUUCUGAACUUCACCAACAUUCCUGUUAUAGUGACUGAAACUGGCUGGCCAUCAAAAGGUGAUUCCAAUGAACCAGAUGCAACAAUGGAGAAUGCCAACACUUACAACAGCAACUUGAUCCGCCAUGUGAUAAAUAAAACUGGAACUCCUAAGCGCCCUGGAAUUGCUGUUAGUACUUACAUCUAUGAACUCUAUAACGAGGACAUGAAAACAGGGCCAACCUCGGAGAAGAAUUGGGGAUUGUUUGAUGCAAAUGGUGACCCUAUUUAUAUAUUACGCUUGACGGGGUCAGGAUCGCUGUUAGCAAAUGAUACUACUAACCAAACUUAUUGUACUGCAAAGGAUGGUGCUGAUCCAAAGAUGUUGCAGGCUGCUUUAGAUUGGGCUUGUGGGCCUGGCAAAGUGGAUUGCUUACCAUUGUUGCAAGGAAAACCAUGUUAUGAGCCAGACAAUGUGAUUGCACAUGCAACUUAUGCAUUUGACACUUACUAUCACCGGAUGGGGAAGACUUCUGAUUCAUGUGACUUCAAUGGCGUUGCAGAUAUUACAACAACAGAUCCAAGUCAUGGCUCUUGUAUUUUUCCAGGGAGCAUUGGUAGGAAUGGAACCAUGGUAAAUAUCACAGCACCAUCGAUGAAUUCUACGAGCUCAGAUUCACCUGGUCGAAAUUUUUAUGGCAGGGAAGGUUUCACUAGCAUUUUAUUGUUAAUCAAAGUUAUAGUGUGGAAUAUAAUUUUCUUGUAGGCUUUGUUGUUGGUGUAUUUUGGGAUCCUUGGCAAUAUAUUCAAGCAGAUGUUGAGAGUAGAGGUGGUUGUGACUGGGUGGUUUUAGGAAGAGUGGCCUAUUCAAUUUUGUACAAAGUAAGAUGAAAAUCCUUAUUAUUUUCAGAUUGGAUUUGCAAGUUUUGAUCAAAAUCUAUUCUGUUAAAUCAUUUAGGUAGGGUUUGGGUUCUUUUAUAAAAUUACCAUGGCAAUGUAAUCACUAAGGUGAUUUUAUU
This is a messenger RNA of Durio zibethinus, 2138 nucleotides long. Lineage: Eukaryota; Viridiplantae; Streptophyta; Magnoliopsida; Malvales; Malvaceae. The record is from RefSeq and is a predicted model, not a curated record.